Molecule: messenger RNA, 3047 nt
Organism: Eleginops maclovinus (Patagonian blennie)
Lineage: Eukaryota; Metazoa; Chordata; Actinopteri; Perciformes; Eleginopidae
Product: mitochondrial adenyl nucleotide antiporter SLC25A24-like
Exons: 10
Coding region: 416-1843 (475 amino acids)
Biological process (GO): ADP transport; transmembrane transport; ATP transport
Cellular component (GO): mitochondrial inner membrane
Molecular function (GO): ATP transmembrane transporter activity; calcium ion binding
Source: RefSeq, a predicted model, not a curated record
UAGAUGGAGAGAUAACAUUUCCGCAACAUUGAAUAUCAGAUAAAGCAGGAGUAAAAACAGAUGGGAAUGUUCACCAUUAGAAACAUUAAGCGGAUUACCCGAGUAAUGCGGGGUUUAUUUCGUCACAUUACUGCUUUCCAUCUUUCCUGCUUUUCCGUAGAACAUUUCCUGCUGUGGCUAUCCUUUAUUGCUCCGCCCACGAUUACUGCAGUUCUCCUGAUACGUUACAAAGUAACACCUCUGCACCGGACAGUACAACAUUGUGCCUGCAAACCUCUUUUUUUCAGUGCAAACGCCGAGCUCACACCUGGAUUUCUGUAGGGUUUAUUGAUGAUUUUCAAUAUGGAUUUAUAACCAUAUCCUGACUGCAGAACGGGCAAAUCGUCUUGACUGCUGCUCCCUCGUUAGCUCUGCAAUGUAUCCAACGUUACGGACGGUUUUACUAUCAAAUGCGCGCUGCUGGGAUGCCGACAGCAAGAGGUCAUGCCAGGACUUAUUCGAGAAGCUUGAUACCAAUAAAGAUGGAAGGGUGGACGUCGCUGAAUUACGAGCGGGCCUCAAGGCAAUGGGCAUAUUCCGCCAGGGAGCCGCACAGAAAAUUGUGUCGUCUGGGGAUCAGAACAAAGAUGGCAGUCUUGACUUCAACGAGUUCAGCAACUAUCUGAAAGAGCACGAGAAGAAGCUGCGGCUGACAUUCAAGAGCCUGGACAGAAACAACGAUGGGCGCAUCGAUGCCUCAGAGAUCCAGCAGUCCCUUGCAGAGCUGGGCCUGGAUAUCAGCAGAGAGAAUGCACUGAAAAUACUACAGAGUAUGGAUGUUGAUGGGACGAUGAUGGUGGACUGGAACGAGUGGAGAGGGCACUUCUUGUUAUGCCCCGCUCACAACCUGGAGGAGAUCAUACGCUACUGGAAACACUCCUCGGUGCUGGACAUAGGGGACAGUCUUGCCAUCCCGGAUGAGUUCACAGAGGAGGAGAAGAGCUCAGGUCGAUGGUGGAAGCAGCUUGCUGCAGGUGCUGUGGCAGGGGCCAUCUCUCGCACUGGUACUGCUCCUUUGGACAGAAUGAAAGUCUUCAUGCAGGUUCAUUCUUCUAAGACUAACCCGAUAAGCCUGGUUGGGGGCUUCAAUCGGAUGAUCAAAGAGGGAGGUCUGUCCUCACUGUGGAGGGGAAAUGGGAUCAACGUUUUAAAGAUCGCACCAGAGACAGCUAUCAAAUUCAUGGCAUAUGAACAAUAUAAGAAGUUGUUGUCAUCAGAGGGCCAGAAGAUUGAGACACACAAGAGGUUUGUAGCUGGCUCUCUGGCUGGAGCCACGGCACAGACAUCAAUCUACCCCAUGGAGGUAUUGAAAACUAGACUGACCCUGAGGAAAACUGGCCAAUAUUCAGGAAUGUUUGAUUGUGCCAAGAAGAUCCUGAGGAAUGAGGGAAUCAUGGCUUUCUACAAGGGCUACAUCCCAAACUUAGUAGGCAUAAUUCCCUACGCCGGGAUAGACCUCGCUGUCUAUGAGACUCUAAAGAACACGUGGUUGACGCACCACGCCAAAGACUCAGCUAACCCUGGAGUUCUGGUGCUGGUGGCCUGUGGAACCGUCUCUAGCACCUGCGGACAGCUGGCCAGCUAUCCACUCGCACUUGUGCGCACACGCAUGCAGGCACAAGCGUCUCUGGAUACAUCAGACCAGCCCUCCAUGAGCAAUCUGAUGAAGAAGAUCGUAGCCAAAGAUGGCUUUUUUGGACUCUACCGAGGCAUCCUUCCAAACUUCAUGAAAGUCAUUCCUGCUGUCAGCAUCAGCUAUGUUGUUUACGAAUACAUGAAGACUGGCUUAGGAAUAUCCAAAUGACCCUGGAAGCAAAUGAAAAAAGAACAUUAACUAAUUAUUGGACUUGAAAAUGACUGAAAUAACUCCAAAAAUACAGACAGACAUCAGACAUACGGAGCAUGACUUUCGCCAGCUGGAACAGGAGUUCAGCAGAUGGAAAACUGUAUGUAUCGGAGUAAUGGUGGUCGGUCAGAAGCUACAGCAUUUAUCGUUUGUGCUGAGCAUGUUUUAAUUUGUAUCAACUGUUACACAUAAUGCACCCCCUAAAUAUGUACACUCUCCAAAAUAAUAUUUCACAUAUAAAAAACUGUACUGUAAUUGAUAGAUACAUCAUAUUUGAAAAACAACGCAUCUUCAGUUAGUAACCUCAUUGUACUGUUUACUCUUUAAAAACUCAAAUCAAAAUGGAAUCUCAAUGGGACACAAUGUGGUGCUUUUUGGUAACAAAAUUAAUAUUUUCUUCAGAGAAAGCUGGAGCUUAUUCAGCGAGGCUUAACGGUAGACUUAAUUGUCUUUUAUAAUGGUAAAGUGAAAAAGUAAAUGUUUAAGUCCACAUUCUUUAGAGGUCAUUUAAAACUUCUAUAAGUUGUAAACAACUGCCUCUAGAGUGCCUCCAGUCAGCUGCUGUCACCUAAAAAUAACUGGCCCUGAAAAGUCAAUAACGUUUUAACACUGGAACACUGUGAGCAUGAGACAAAUGCAUGUUUGUUAAAAUAACUCAAUCUGUGUGAUUUGAGAAAUAAUUUAAAUGCACCUUACAUCCACACAAUGUGAACUCUCUGGCAUUAAUAUAUGUGUUUACGAUAUAUACGUACAUAUAGACACUGCAUUUUUUCACUGCUAUGAUAGGUACUACAGCAAUGCAUGGUAACACUUCUAAUGGUAAUAACUGGUCGUUGUGAUUGAAAUACUUGCAAGGAGUAUAUUUUGUCCUGUGUCACUUUUCAUUUCAUUUCAACACACACACACACACACACACACACACACACACACACACACACACACACACACACACACACACACUCACACUCACACUCACACUCACACUCACACUCACACUCACACUCACACACACACACGCUGUUUCAUUAUGCAACAUUGUGUUGCUUGAAAUCAAUGGUGAGCUCUUCGGGGUGGGUGUUAUCAGCGCCACCUGGUGGAUAAUAAAUACAAAACGCAUAGACACAUUGCUUACAAUAAUAAACUACUAGUUUUUCAGAACCCU